ACAAGCAGUAUGGCAGCCCCCAUGAGCACUGUGGGUAAACCCUCAGCUGAGCGAUCAGCGUUCAAUACGACGAGUUUUCAGAAGAAAACGAGGACAAAGUUAAUCUCCAUACCUGGUACCAGACCAUCGGUUCAAAAUGGACAACUCUUAGUGUCGACCGGUGUCACGUCGCUCGACUAUCUACUCGGUGGCGGCUUAGCAGUUGGAACAGUACUUCUCAUAGAGGAGGACCGAUAUGAUAGCUACUCUCGUAUGAUCUUGAAGUACUUUCUGGCAGAAGGAGUGGUGUGUCGACAUGAACUUUUUGUGGCGGCGGCUCAAGAUAACCCAGAUGACAUUUUACAGGAACUCCCUGCUCCAAUCUUGGACGAUGUCGCUAUCCACAAACCAGUGGAGCAGCCCAGGCUGUGUUGUGAACCUCAGGACAGUUUGGAUGCCAUGAAGAUAGCCUGGCGCUAUCAGAAUCUUCCAAAAGUACAGAGUGCCCUUGCAUCCUCAUCCCGGUUCGGCCACUACUAUGAUGUCUCCAAGACGAUGGAGCCAGAAAUUCGCCAGGCAGCCAAGUGCCACCGCUUCUACCUUCCAGAACAUCCCACCCAGUCAUCACCCACCCACAGUCCCAUGCUUGAGUCCUACUCUGCGUUGCUGAAGUCACUUCAAGAGGUCAUAAACAGGCAGGGCUUUGACGUAGCAGCCCCAAUGUCAAAGUCGCGUAACAUCCUGCGAAUUGGGCUUCCCUCUCUUGGCUCGGCUCUGUGGGGCGAUGACCUGAGUUGCCAUGACAACCCUAGAAAUGGCCACGCCCUCAGUACCUUUCUCUAUGGACUGCGUGCUUUGCUGAGGUCAUCACUAUCAGUUGCAGUAGUUACUGUGCCUUCACAUCUCAUCCAGGACAGAGCUCUAAUGGGCAGCAUAACCAGGCUAUGUGACAAUGCCAUAGCCCUGGAAUCAUUCAAAGGCUCUGAGAGAGAGACCAACCCACUCUACAAAGAUUACCAUGGCCUGCUGCAUGUACGCCAAGUACCUCACCUGAACUGUCUGGCGAGUAAACUCCCCGACCACAAGGACCUGGCCUUUAAGCUCAAGAGAAAGCAGUUCACCAUUGAGAGACUACAUUUGCCUCCAGACUUGUCUGAGACGGUGAGUCGUGUGAGCAGGGGGGAGCUGGCAGGAGCGACCACGGUGGCUUCAGCCUGUGGCUCUGGCAGUUCCGGCAACAAACACCUGGACUUCUAGGGCUCCCACACAGUCGCCAGGGGCAACCAACACCUGGAACGCCGCGGCGUUGUCCUCUUUACCAUGGUGACCAGGCUGUUCCCUCGCCCACGUAAUGUCAACCUCAAUAACCCUGCAAGCCAUUACCACCUGCCAACUGUCCCAGCCAGGGGUGAAGAUCUAAACAUCAACUAUAUUUCAAAUCUUUUUUUAUAUAAAUGUACAGUACACUUUUUCGUUUAACUUAUAUUAUUGGCCAAGGUUGUAUACCAACAGUUUGCCUUUUUCCCCACUGUAAGUUGCAGAUUGUGAGCCCUAUGAUAUUUUUGGGAAAUGUUUUAUGAAGGUAUGAUUGGCCGGGUGACUAGUACUCAACCCAAUUAAAAUAAAUAAAUCAAGCUUCAUCAUGCAUUUUAGUGCAUGCGAGUCUCUCUGUGGUGCCCAACUGGCUAGCUAAUGGCCGCCUCUCUUCACUGCGCUCAUACUGGGGUUACUGCGCUGUUAGCACUGUUAGCUGUUAGCACUGUUAGCUGCUAGCCGCAGACUCAGCCAUCUUGAUGUUUAGAGCCUGUGGAGGCGACAGAUAUGCUCUGAAUUCCGUAUUGAGCACUCCUGACUAGAUCCUCCGUGUACAAUAGUAUUUUAUUCUUGGAAAAUGCAAUAAAAUGUGCUUUUGUUUGGUUAAAUAAAAUAAAAAUAAAUACA
Anoplopoma fimbria (sablefish) is the source of this 1920-nucleotide messenger RNA. RefSeq names its product elongator acetyltransferase complex subunit 4 (gene elp4). Gene Ontology annotation, cellular component: cytoplasm; transcription elongation factor complex; elongator holoenzyme complex. Gene Ontology annotation, biological process: tRNA wobble uridine modification. The transcript has 10 exons. The record is from RefSeq and is a predicted model, not a curated record. NCBI's taxonomy places the organism in Eukaryota, Metazoa, Chordata, Actinopteri, Perciformes, Anoplopomatidae. Bases 10 to 1236 code for a protein of 408 amino acids.